AUUUCAUCAAGAGCGGUAAGAAACAGGAAAAGAAGGCGCAAGGGCUUCAAAGUAAAGGUGCAUAACAGCUAUUCCGUCUUUAUCUAAAGACAGAAUAGCUUUUUUAUUUUGUAUUUUUACAAAAGCAUUUUUGUGUGAAGUGUUUAAGAUUUAACAGUUGCUAAAAAUUAUGCGUGGGUCGGACGAGUUAUUUAAUGUGUUUAUGUAGUAAAAAACUUGUUAUGACAUUGUAUUUUGUUCACUGAAACACUGACAGGAGGUUGGAGCAUGCGUUCAGAAAUUUUCGACCGGAAAUGGGAAGCUAUGCUCUUGUUAUCUUGACAUUAAUGGGCCUACACGAUGCUCUACGCGUGCGCGACAGUUCCUUAAAACAGCAGCUGUUUAGAGGUCACCAGGCAGCUUUUCUCCCACAGAAAGAGCAGGAGCCACUUAUAUGCAGUAACAGCUGACCCUCUGUGUCAGUGAUGCUCUGCAGUUCUUUCAACAUUAGAAAAACGCUGAGUGCUACUGUCUACUGCAGGUUAUGCAAUCAUCAGGAGCGCAGGUAGGACUCUAGGUCCAGCUCUCUAACCAUUCUAGCAGGAAUCAGAAUGGUCUGGUAAAGCAUAAACAGUUGACACAAACAUGAAGGAAAGAAAUGUGUGGGGAAGUCAUAUGACUGUGUUGUUAAAAAGGUGGGAAACAGCAGCACAUAACUUUGUUGUUAUGUAUGAGCCAUUAUAUAAAACAAACACACUGAUAGUUAUGAUUUUUCUUUUAGUUUGUUCACACUGAAUUAUGUACAUCUUUUAUUUUAGGAAAAAAAAACAUGCCAUCCAAAGUCGGUGUCAACCACCAAGGAGCUUUUUAGAUUCCCUUCCAAAAAUAAACAGCAGUGUAAUAAAACAUUUUUAAACCACCUCCUGAAAGACUUCCUAAAAAAUAAUACUGAGGCAGGGAAAAUCCUGGGUAUGCAGUAUGCUGUCCAGCAUUAGGAAAAACUUUACCACACACAACAUAUUUCUCUUUCAUUUUUUUAAAAGAAAUCUUUACCUAUAACUUUGUUUUUAUAAUGUAUUCUACAGACACAUAGUUUGACAUUUGGUAGUUGGUGCAGCAAAGAAUGUGAGAUUGAAUGUACAUAUUUUGUCAUUGUAAAAAUCCAUAUUAAACAAGCUUUCAUGCUAGAUUAUAUCCAGAAGUACUGUAAUAUAUAUGAAACACCAACCGAGCCAUUAUUUUGUGUUAGUCAAAGCUGUUUGUGUACAGUUUCUAUCCAAAACAUUCACACAUUUAUAACCUAAUUUACUAGAAAUCCCCUUGAAUUCAGUUGGCACAUUCACAUUCUGAAGUGGCUGCAGCAGCAGUCAAAUGCUUUGGCUCCAGAUAAAGAUUUACAUUUUUGCUGAUAGUAAUUUUCAUAGCAGGUAUCCUCCUGUCAUUAAGUCAUAGGCCAUUGUUGCAAGACAAAGCACAUAAAGAAGAACUGUCUGCUUUGUAUAAAGCUCUGAUAAUGUACUGAAGAAAAACGUGUCAAUGGACAGUUUAAUGAUCAUUAAUAUGUAAAUUGUCAUAACUGUUGAUCAUCUGGUUCCAUAAUGACAUCUCUCACUUUCUCAACAAAAUCCAAAGUGUUCUGGAUGUUGUGUUUAGAGCUGCCUAAACACCACAUCGAAUUAAAGAUCGAAGCCAGAAACUUUGAGGUGUUAUAAGAGACUGAGUUGCUCAUACAGACAAUUGGUUGUAAAGGUACACCUUGUUUAUGUAUCUUCAGUAAACCAUACAGACUUGGUGUAGUUUCCCCUGGGAAUAGCCUGUGGUAUGAGGUCCGGUCAGUAGCAUUCUCUUAUUCUAACUGCUUCAGACAAUCUAUCAUCUUCAUGUAACCACUACCUGCGUUUCAUUUCAGGGGCUCAUCAAGUAUUUUUGUCACUAAGCUGUGACAAAAUUUUCUCAUGAUUGUCUUUCUGGUUUUCUGCAAAACUGUGCACCUACCCUUGUCUGCCGGAAGGAUGAUAAUGCUGUUGCCGUUACUAAGUGAUGUGAGUGCCUUCCUCUCCUCCAGAGCUGAGACAGGCCAAAACCUUCGUCUGCAGUUACUCUGCUUCCACAUCUGCAUUGUUGUUGUUUCAAAUUGCUGAUUCUGUGGCUGUGAUCAGUUCCACUAGUGGGAUUUGUCUCUGCGUGGUAUCAAAGUUCAUCCCUUUUGCAAGGAUAUUUUUCUCUGCUUGAGUGAGUUGUCUGUCAGACUUUUUUGGUCUCACAAUAACAUGUGCAGACAAAAACGAUAAGCAGACACACUGGCAUGACCAUAAAUGAUAGAAAACUGCAGUUUUUUAACUAAUGAAUCAAGUGCACAUAAAUUAAUUCAGUAGCACGAUUAUUUAUUUUUUCCACAUGGCUUCUUUGGUGGGUGUUCCACUCUCUGAGGAGAAACCCUGCUAAUGUUGGUAUUAAAAGUAAGGUCUUUUUUAGCCACAUGCAAAUAUUUAAUUGUCCAACAUUAAGAAAACCUUUGGCACACACAGCAGAUAUGUCUUUGACUUUUUCUCAAGAAAUCUUUAAUCAUAACUGCAAAAGACAGAUAUGAGAUUGAAUGUAUAUCUAUUUUGUUGUAUUUGCUGUGCUAGUCAAAGCUGUUUGUAUGCAGUUUCUAUCUAAACAUAUAUGCACAGCCAGUUUACUUGAAAAACAAUUAGCUGAAUUCUGCAGGAACAUCUCCCAUUUUAUUCGUUUGUGGAAACUUGAAAAGUGGCUGAAAGAGCAGUCAAAUGCUGUGGCUUCAGAUAAAGAUUUACAGUUUUGUCAGUUGUAAUUUUCAUAGCAAAUAUGCUCUUGUCAUCAUGUCAUAAUUGCUCUUUUAUUUGCUUUGUCUCGCAACAACGGCCUCACUGGCUUGUUUAAAACUCUGAUAGUGUACUGAAGGAAAAACAUUUCCAUUUGAGAAAUGGUGUCCAAAAACUUUAGUCUGUCUUUGUUGAUAUGCUCCUCAGUUCACAGGUUUGAAGUUUAUUCUUUUUAUUGUUCAAGUUUGUUCCUUGACUGCUGUACGCCUGUGUGGAAAUGUCAGUUUGUGAAAUUAAAGCUGUUAAAUGCAUCAUAGUAAUCUGAUGUGAUGGAAUGACCAAAAAUGAGAGAUAUCAGUGUUCAUCCCGGACAGGAUAGUACUAGAUGAGACGUGAAACUGAGUAGUUGUUAAUGCAUCUGGGAGUUAACUAAUGGCCUCAGAGCUAUCAAGUCAGAGGUUCACAAAAUCUAUUAACUGACUUUCUUUAUAUUUAAACAGCAUACAGGGUUGAAAAUGAAAGUGAGCUCAUCCAAAGAGAAAAAAAGUUGGAAGAAAUAAAAGAAAAAAACCCUAUUAAAACAACCAAGUCAAGAGUUAUGAGAAUGACAGCAAACAGUUUGUUUAAAAAAAAAAAAACAUACAGGAGGGCAGGAAGUGGAAUAACUAAAAAAGCAGGUGUAUUGAUUUUAGGAACAAUAGAGUGUGUUUAAAUAGUAUUGGUGGUGCCAGUAACAUGGGGUUUGCAAUAGCAGAAGUUGCAGGACACAUUAAAGUGAUAGUAUUUGCUGUAGUAGUGUAACUGGCGUCUCUGUAGUAGUUGAGUCUUCUGUAGUAAAAGAUUUGAAAAGUUAGUGAAGGAGAAGUAUUUCUAUCAGUGGCAGAGGAAGUCAUAGAAAUGACGCUUCUGCUUGAAGAUCUGUCAGUAUGAGUGCAGUUGUUUGUCAAAGGUGCAUGUGAUUAAGGAACCGUACCCUGAUUAGUUAUUUCUCAGGUUGUUCACAGGUCAUGAAAUCAUAGCUCAUGACCAUCAGGGUGGGGAUGGAUGCAUGCAUUUAUUCCUUGAUGAGCUUUGAACUGGGCAUUCGAGGAUUUGGUGACAGAAUCCCAAACCGAAUAGUGACCUGUGUUCACACUCAUGUACAGAGUCUGAACAGAUUUCAGUUUACCCUGGCAAGGGAUUUAAAGUUAUGCUACAAGUUACUAAAAAGGCACCUUGGUGGCAUUUAAACGUCAUCGGCUCAGCCACCAUCAUUUACAAGUUGCUUUUUAUUUUAGUAGUGAUUGCAUUUAAGCAGAAAAAAUAUAAGUUGUGCUUAUUUUGAUUUAAAUCUUUAAAAGAUGAGAUUUGCCCUUUACAGCUAUUUUUAUUUUCAAACAUUGUCUCAAAGCCACUGGAAUAGUGACAUCAAGAGUUAAAUUAAACUGUUAAAUUCCUAAACCGACAUGUAAAAAAAGUUGUGCUGAGAUUAAGCUGACCAGCGUACAACAUAACAAUGUAGUAUUAGUUGAGAAGUCAAAGUAUAAAUUUAAAGCUAAAAUAGUAACAAUAACAUGUGCAGACAAAAACUGAAGGCAGACAGACUGGCAUGAGCAUAAAUGAUAGAAAACUGCACUUCUCACAUGACUCUAAAGUGUCUUACUAAUGAGUCAAGUGCACAUAAGUUAAGUAAAUAGCAUGGUUAUUUAUUUUUUCCACAUGGCUUCUUUGGUGGGUGUUCCACUCUCUGAGGAGAAGCCCUGCUAAUGUUGGUAUUAAAAGUCCAGUAAGGUCUUUGUAGCCACAUGCAAAUAUAUAAUUGUCCAACAUUGAGAAAACGUUUGGCGCACACAGCAGAUAUGCCUUUGACUUUUUCUCAAGAAAUCUUUAAUCAUAACUGCAAAAGACAGAUUUGGAAGGCAGUGCAGCAAAGAAUAUCAGAUAUAAUGUAUAUAUUUUGUUGCAUUUGCUGUGUUAGUCAAAGCUGUUUGUAUGCAGUGUCUAGCUAAACAUAUAUGCACAGCCAGUUUACUGGGAAAAAAAUUAGUUGAAUUCGACAGGAACAUCUCUCAUUUUAUUCGUUUGUGGAAACAGAAGCAGUCAAAUGCUGUGGCUUCAGAUAAAGAUUUACAGUUUUGCCAGUUGUAAUUUUCAUAGCAAAUAUCCUCUUGUCAUCAUGUCAUAAUUGCUCUUUUAUUUGCUUUGUCUUGCGACAGCGGCCUGUCUAAUUUGUUUAAAACUCUGAUAGUGUACUGAAGGAAAACGUUUCCGUUUGAGAAAUGGUGUCCAAAAACUUUAGUUUCUCUUUGCUGAUAUGCUCCUCAGUUCACAGGUUUGAAUUUAUUCUUUUCAUUGUUCCAGUUUGAUCCUUGACUGCUGUACGCCUGUGUGGAAAUGUCAGUUUGUGAAGUUAAAGCUGUUAAAUGCAUCAUAGUAAUCUGAUGUGAUAGAAUGACCAUAAAUGAGAGAUAUCAGUGUUCAUCCCUGACAGGAUAGUACUGGAUGAGACAUGAAACUGAGUAGUUGUUAAUGCAUCUGGGAAUUAAGUUUUCGUAGUGUUGUCCUCAGUGGUAUCAAGUGAGUAUCUCGUUAAUAUUUACUGAUUUUAGCAUAAAUAUGUGUUGUAUUAACAGACAGCAGAAGUUUAAAUCUGAUUUUAAGUUACGCUAUAGACAGCUUAGAUUUUGAGAAAAAAUAAAGUCCUUUUAUCCAUAGGCUUUCAUUGUUUACAUUGAAGCGGAUAGUGAUGUCAGAACCCUGCUCUGAGAGAAUUACAUAUUAUGUUGAACCUUUUCAAUUUGCAACUAGGGAGGAAAACAUCCCAUAUAAAUAAAAUGAAAACAAUUACGGAGGCAAGAGUGCGACAGAAUUGUUGGUAUCUGCAGCAACUUUCCUAUACGCUAACUGAGAAGCAGAGUGUUAUCUGUAAAGAGCUCCUCUCUCUGUCAUCAGCUGUUAGAAGUACUCUAUUUUCAUGUGAGCAUUUAUUUGCUUUUCCAGUUGACUAAUUGCAUUACUAAAUGCAUAGAGAGAAAAGUGCAGAGAAACGUGCAGUCUGUUGGAAGUUGCCUUGUUGUCUGUUCUCCUGUUUUUAUCUACAUGAUGAUACUGAUUACACUUAUUGUGUUGUCUUAGUGGCCUUGAUAGUUGAUUAUAUGAACAAAACAUUUAAAUGAAUGACGGUAAUUUCUAGGUUUCUAACAUCAUAUUCAGCAGGCAUUUGUAGCUAUGUGUGUAUGUGUUUCCAAGUGCUGCAGUUUGCUGCACUUUAUGGAACUGUGAUUCUAGAGCCUUUCCUGUUGCAAAUGUAAUAAAAAAGAGGAGUUUGAGGCAAGUGGUGUUUAUUUAGUUGCAAUUUGCACUGUCACCGCUGGAUGCCACCAAAACUUACACACUGCUCUUUUAGGUGAAGGAGCUUGCUGGACUGUGUUUAACUGUUGUGACCACUAGAGGGUAGAACAGUGUAAGUUUUCCCUUCUCCAUCUCUGCCAAACCUUACUGUAUAUAUGUAAUGUGGUUCUGCAGAGAAAAAAUUGACCAAAACAACUUAGGGUUUGGAAAUAUAUAGGCUUUAAUGAUGAAUACACUGUUGUAAAGAAAAUGUAGCUCUCCAGUGACUAGCUGAAUUGGGUAUACUUUUAACAAGACAACCUAUACAAAAAGCUGAACAUGCUACAGCUGGUUGUUAGCAGAGCGUUGAAGGGUUUAUAAAUAUAUAGGGUGUUAUACAGGUGUUACUAUUAUGUGUUUUGAUAUUUGCAGACUGUCUGUUGGUAUUAAAGUGUGACAGUUUGGAUAGCACUGCUGGAUGCAUACAUAGACUUAAUUAUUAUCUUGAAAAAGAAAACAACAGGGAGAGAGAGAAGUUGAGACUAAGGUUGUGUAGUGACUUAAAAUGAAUGGUUUAUAAUGUGCUAUGUUGAAUGAAUGAAAACAUGUAUUACACUUUCAGUUAUUAGAUUUGCAUAAGAAAAAAUUGUUCAGACAAAAAAGGCAGUUUUGGUUUGUCAGUUUUAAGACUGCUCUUGGCAUUCAGUCUCUCAGCAGGUUGGCAAGCACUUAUUCUAGUGAACAAACUUUGUUAUCAUUAGGAACAGAUUGCUGUCACGCUGCCAGCCAUAGUGGCUCCCAGUGUGGGUGUGGUAAUGGGAGACUAAAGGGUUUCCUUAAAGCUGGCACCAUGUCACACAUUAAUCAUACCCAGGCUGGUAUUGCUAUCAAAAACAUGUUUCGAGUUUGUCAUAAAAGUAGUGAAGAUUGGAUUAAUGUGGGAUUUCAGCUUGGAUACAUCUAUUCAUGUUCAAGAUGAUGAUUGUUUGGAUGCUUUUACUGUGAUGGUAAAGGAUUUUACAGUGGUUGGAGUUUGGUUUGGACUCACUAAUCGUGGCUAAUGAGAACACUACUUUCCCUGCUGUUGUGCUAAAGAAGAGCUGAAAUCAGUCUUUAAAAUCCUCAUUAGACCUGAAUGUAAAUUUUUGUGCUUGUUAGUAUAUUUAAUGAAGACAUGCAAAAUUUGAGCUUCAUACCAUGGAAAUUUUCUUAUUUCUAAUUAGGGAUCACUCAAUUUUUAGGCUGCAUUCACAGGUGAUGAAAUCAUAGUGCAUGAACAUUAGGGGGUUACAUUCAGUCAGGCUAUGCAUUUAAUCCUUGAUGAACUUUGACCUCAUCAUGCCAGGACUGGAUCACAGCAUCCUGAACCUAACAGUAACCUCUGUUCAGACUCAACAUGUGGGAUUUCAGUGGACUCCUAACAGAGGAUUGAAAGUCUGUGGUUUUUAAAAAGUGAGGUGCUCAUCCACCAUUUGCCUAUUUGAGAACUCAAGAUUUAAAUUGAAAUUGUUUUUGUUAGCCUGAUCAUUUCCAUGAAGUUGACUGCUUUUUGGGGUGCUAUGGUCUUACAAUAACGUACAUUAUUUAUAUAUUUCGUGCAACAUCUUGGUUGGGUGUGCUGUCUCUCCAAGGCUAUGGAGGGACAAGAUGUGUUAAUUUUGAUAUUAAAAAUGCCGCUGGGUCUUUAUGGCCACAUGCAAAUAUGCAAUAUUUUCUAAACAAACAGAUUAAAUCAGUGAAAUUAAACAAACCUGAAACUGAAGUACUGAAACCUCUGUGCAGUACAUGGCUCAGAAUAGCAUUCUAACAUCAUAUGAUCUGUACGGAUAAGACAAUAAUCCCAGUGUAUGCCUAAAAAUAUCAGACCCUGCCAUUGUUUUAUCCCCUGGAGCUGUGAAUCUGAUUAGAAGCGGCUUGGUGGUGCAAGGAUGGAUGUUAGUUGAAGGUUUGCAUUUUGGAAAGUGUGAAAUUGCACAUUUCACACUAAAAGUAAUGGCACAGAUUUCAGCUGGCUUUUGUUGCUUGGUUUGUGCAACCAAAAUACGUGAAGGCAGAGUUAAAUCAAAAUGUGUUUGAACAGAAACAGUAUUAUCCUGCCACACAACUACACCAAACAGUCACUGGGCCUUUUCUUGUAAAACCGUGAGGCAGCUGUGUCUCUGUGAGGCUCAUGCUUGUGCUGCAGGGACCUAUUAUAGGGGUGAGAUGUAACCGGAGAGAGUUGACCUAAUUUUUGGGUGUUGUGGUAUGCAAGGGAGUCGAGGUGAUCAGAAAAGAAGACGAGGUCAUCUCACAACCCAGUCUCUGCCAUCUUAUAGCAACAACACCAGCAGCACAGACAGCAGGGAACCAAGCCUUGUUCAGCGAAAUUCAAGCCUGUGGCAUCGUGUCAGUGUCGCACAAAGGUCCAAAUGUUGUUAUGCAACAUUCCCUUUUAUGUUCUCUGAAAUGCUGAUAAUAGAGUUCUUAGAGGCUGCCCCCACUUCAUGAAAGCUGUAAACAGACUUAAGGUCCCUCCAGACUGUGAGCUUUGAGCAAUAAUUCAAGGAAACUUAGAUAUGCCAUUGAGUUUCAUGUAUGCAGACUAUAUGGUGAUAAUACCUUCACCAAUCCAAUGCUGUUUUUUCCCAUGGUUUGUGAUCCUUGGUGCACGCAAGAUGUGAUAGCUGGCGGAAAACUCAAUUCGAUGUUUCUUUUUUAUAUAGCGCCAAUUCAGAAUAACAGUUGCCCUUAAAAACUACCUUUAAAGCUCAACUCUAAAGGCUCAACUCUUAACUUUCAUUUGUAAUUUUAUAUAGUCAUCUAAUUACUUAGCAUUAGUUUCUUUGCUUCUUAGCUUCUUAACUUGGAGUUGUUGACAAAAAUGUGACAAACAUGUGACAGCUGACCAGGUUUCUGAAUGUUAUCCAUUGCAAACUGCAGGUUUCUCAACUAAAUAUCAGGGCCAAUGAUGGACUUUUACUGAUAGCUCCAUUGAUCAGACAUUUUAUUGAUUAAGUAAAUUGCAUAUCAGUUGCAUGAUUGAAUACUGAUAUGAGAAAAGUUAUCUAGGAGUUGACUUUAAUGCAAGAACUUGCUCAGCCAGAAUACCAGUUUGUGUGCAUAUAUUUCUAAAAGAAUGUUGGACGUGUUCAGACUCAUCCAGAAAUGUAAAGACAGUGUAGUUUGCAUGUUUCUACAUGUUUAGAUCUGCGUGAUCUAUAUGUAUGACAAUUUCCAGAAAGAUGAGCAUAAGAUAUGUAAAAUAUAUAUAUUUAUAUGUGUUAACUUGCAUUGAGUCACGUCUAUUAGUUGAUCUGUCAUGUGUGACUGACCACUGUACGACCAAGCAGCUUGAUGCUUACACCGAACGUUGACCCCUGUGACCUUUAAUGCAUCGUCAAGCAUUUUGCUGCAUUUGUGUGUUUCCACGAGGAGGGGGGUGUGCUGUGUGUUUAAAAAUGUGUGUGCUCAGCAGCAGUCAUCAACCCAUUCUCAUUGAUUUUAAAGGUUUCCUUUUUUAAAAAGGGGUCCAAGGUCACAUCAGUGGAACAAGGGUAAAUUACCAAUGCCCUUUUCCUCCCACAGCUCAAUUUCACAGCUGUUUAUAUGAGGUUUGUUUGUGUGUGUGUGUGUGUGUGUGUGUGUGUGUGUGUGUGUGUGUGUGUGUGUGUUUACAGGGGUCACUGUAUUUGAGUGUUCGAGCCCUUCUGUAUAGGGGGAGGGCCUAUGUUUUCUAAUCUAUUUUGAGCAAGAGCCCCUCCCUCCCUUGCUGUUUCUGUAGAUAUAUAAGGCCUCUGCAGACACACAAUCUUUUCUUCACUCUCGUUUUAGCUGAGACGCCAAACUGGAGCACCGGCACCGUUUCAAAAGUACCGGUUUGGCACCGGUAUCGGAUAAAACCUAAACGAUACCCAUCCCUACUGGGGACUGAGUGAAGACAAACAAGUCUGCAUCACAACCGAUAGUGGGAUAAAUAUAGUGAAGGCCACAUCCCUGAACAACUGGACCCGGCUGCAGUGCUUCGGACAUCGACUUCACUCAGCUAUCGGUAAGUUGGGGAGCAGAAUAAAAUUAAAAAUGCCUUUAAUUGUGUUUUUGAGCCCAUGUAAAUAUAUUAAAAGCUAGAGAUCUAAAUCACUUCCAUUGUCAUUGUUAAAAAAAUAAACAUCAGAAAGAACAUUCUUCAUGUCAGCCUAUUUAUUUGAGGUAAUAGUUGCUGUUGACUUGCAUAAUAGGCAAAUAUUCAGUCACUCCUCAGUGUAAAUCAAGUUGACAAAAUAUGCCAAAUAAAAUUUAGAAUUUUUGGGUUCUAUCAGGAUCCCAAUUGGCUAAUAAAGAACCUCAGCUCUUUUUACUGUAAAGAAUAUUAAAUCAUGAUUCCACCAAAUGGGGCAAUUCAAGACAAAAAGAGCAAGUGAUGAAAACGGCAAAUAUAACAAUGAUGUUGAUAACACCAGCCUCUGUCACCUUUUUAAAUAUAAGAAAAAAAAAAUUUGGUCAGUCUGUCAGCAAAAUUAAAAAGUUAUGUUUUAGAAAAGUACAAUCAAAAAAGUACAAUCAUAGCAAGUAAGUGGGUUUUCAGGGCUGUGAAUUUUAUUUGUGACUGAAAAAAAAAGUCAAAGAUCUUAAAUUAAUUUCUGAGGUUAAUAUGUGCUAUUAUUUACCUACCUAUUAUUUAUCCACAGAAAAAGCCGUCAAAGACAAGAGGGUGGAGCGAGCUGUGGCCGUGUGUAAGAGAGUGGUGGCCGCCUCCAGUUUCUCUUGGAAGAAAAAAAGGGAAUUGGCUGCUGCUCAGGAGGAGCUUCACCUACCCCAGCACAAGUUAGUGACAGAGUCGCCCACCAGGUGGGGCUCAUGCCAAAAAAUGGUUGGGAGGGUUCUGGAGCAACAUAAAGCUAUCUCUCAGGUCCUCAGUGCAGAUAAGAAGACCAGGCACUUGGUUCCCUCCUGGCAAGAUCUAGAUGUUCUGGACUCUGUGCAUGUGGCCCUGAACCCACUACUGGAAUUCACAGAUUCACUUUCUGGAGAGUGUUAUGUGAGUGUGUCCUACCUCAAGCCGAUGCUUCACCUUUUCAGAACACAGAUUCUGAAACCAUCUGAGGAUGAAACACAACUUACAAAAGACCUUAAGAUGACAGUCAUGGCAUACCUUGAUGAAAAGUACAAUGACCAGAUUACAAAUGAACUGCUUGAUGUUGCAACCCUGGUAGAUCCGUGCUUCAAAGUACAAUACAUUAAUGCAGAACAUGUUGAUGCCAUCAAAAUGAGAGCAGUGUCUGAGAUGUUGGGGCAAAUUGAGCACCCGUCCACUUCAGCAGGAACGGAGGAAACAGAAGAUGGUGGAGCUGCUGCAGUACUACCAACCCAAAAGAAACAGAGAAAGUCACUGGGCAGUUUCUUUAAGAAAUCCCACCGCACCAGCACAGGGCUCACUGAGAAAGAGACAGUUGAAAAGGAGCUUGAAAAGUACUUGCUGAUGCAGACAGUGAAAUGGACCCACUUGAGUGGUGGAAAAUCAACCACAGAAGCUUCCCAAGAGUUAGCUGCCUGGCAAAGCACUACCUGUGCAUCCCCGCAACCAGCAGCCCCUCUGAGAGGGUAUUUAGUACAGGGGGUAAUAUUGUGACUUGCCACAGGGCCGCUUUAAAGCCUGAAGCAGUGGAUAGACUUGUCUUCCUGUCCCACAACCUGUAGGCUUUUGUCAGACAAGAGAGAGAUGCACCUAGGAUUUAAAGAAUGCUCUGUUAGCAUCUUUAUUUUAAAACUGUUUGAAAAGCUAAGUUAAUUUCCUUUUAGUUCUCAGUUUGAUAUUGACAAAAGUUAGUUAAUUUUGUCUGUUCUUCUGUAAAACAAAAUAAGAUUUAUCUUUAGAAUUAAUAUUUUGUUUCUAAGUGGAAUUGACAAUUUGUCUGUUUUGUUUGUUCUGUUUUGGAACUUAGACGCUUUAACGGCUACCUUUUGUGUAGUUUGCAAUAUUUGCAAACUUUGCCUUUAUUUAUCUGAAACUAAACUAAAGUCUCAUGUUAAGUACAUCUGCCCUGUUGUUGUGAUGUUAUU
Molecule: messenger RNA, 12113 nt
Organism: Oreochromis niloticus (Nile tilapia)
Lineage: Eukaryota; Metazoa; Chordata; Actinopteri; Cichliformes; Cichlidae
Gene: nt5c3a
Product: 5'-nucleotidase, cytosolic IIIA
Exons: 2
Coding region: 10705-11682 (325 amino acids)
Cellular component (GO): cytoplasm
Molecular function (GO): 5'-nucleotidase activity; magnesium ion binding
Source: RefSeq, a predicted model, not a curated record